This is a messenger RNA of Podospora pseudopauciseta, 2053 nucleotides long. RefSeq lists its product as uncharacterized. The transcript has 3 exons. Gene Ontology annotation, molecular function: transmembrane transporter activity. Gene Ontology annotation, cellular component: membrane. NCBI's taxonomy places the organism in Eukaryota, Fungi, Ascomycota, Sordariomycetes, Sordariales, Podosporaceae. The record is from RefSeq and is a predicted model, not a curated record. Gene Ontology annotation, biological process: transmembrane transport. Bases 263 to 2053 code for a protein of 596 amino acids.
GACAACAUCCCAGUGGCUGCUCCGGUGGCCGUCGACUCUCCCGAGGUGCAAUGCAACUUGCGCAUAUCACACAAUGCCAUACACGUGCAAGAUUGCGCCAUUGAUAACAGCUCCAAGGUGGAAAGACUGUCAAUCCUGACCAUGGCGCAAGACUUCCUGGUGUUGACAACAUUGCUACAAACUGCAACCCUGGCGAGUAAGAGGCCGGGAACGCUGACGUUGUGGUUGAGGAUCGGCCUGGCUCUAUAUAAACCUCUCCCACAUGUUACGUCCGCGGAGAUGCAAACUGUGUCUCAGGCGGUCCUACCCAGCACAUCUUCCAUCUUGGUUUCCGGCCUGCCGGAACGCUGCCGUCAACAUGACUCCCACCAACCACGACUCCAAAGACACAAAGGAGGUGGCCUCUCCGUCGCCAAAGAUCUUUGCUGACGAGAAGAAGACGGAUACGGGCCUCAGCAGCUCAGACUCUGGUUCAGUCUCCCAAGAGUCACUCGUUGAUACUGAUGGUUAUGGCUCAACCAACGAUCACAUCUUUUCUGAUCCGGCUGUGGCGGAUCACUGGCGCACCACAUACGAAAAUGUAAAUUAUGAGAACAGACAUCGCUUCGACCCCAGCUUUACCUGGUCGGCCGAGGAGGAGCGGAAGCUGGUCAAGAAGAUUGACCGUAGAAUCAUGCUUUGGGCAUGGAUCAUGUUUUGUGGUCUCGAUUUGCAUCGUCGAAACAUCAACCGCGCCAUUACGGAUAGGAUGCUGGAAGAGAUUGGCAUGGACACGAACGACUUCAAUUACGGCCAGACCUUGUUCUUGGCGUCUUUCUUGGUGGCAGAACUUCCAUCUGGGCUCAUCAGCAAGAGGGUCGGUGCUGACCGUUGGAUUCCCUUCCUCAUCUGCAGCUGGUCCAUUGUGGCUGGCUCGCAGGCGUUCCUCAAGACCAAGGCUGGAUUUUAUGUCAUUAAGGUGUUAUUGGGCUUCCUGAUGGGCGGGUUCAUCCCCGACAUCGUGCUGUGGCUCACCUACUUCUUCAAGUCCAACGAACUGCCCACCCGUCUCGCCUGGUUCUGGACGGCCCUCAGCACGGUGAACAUUGUCGGUUCUCUUCUCGCUGCUGGCAUCCUUAAGAUGCGAGGAAUUGGUGGCUGGAGUGGUUGGCAGUGGCUCUUUCUGCUCGAAGGCAUCGUGACACUCCUUAUCGGCACCUUUUCGUGGGUUCUCAUGCCCCCCGGACCCUGUCAAACCCGUAACUGGUUCCGGGGCAAAGACGGCUGGUUUUCAGACCGCGAGGAAUCCAUCAUUGUGAAUCGGCUGCUCCGCGAUGACCCCUCCAAGGGCGACAUGAACAAUCGCCAGGGUGUUGGUCUUGUCCUCCUCUGGAAGACCAUCAAGGACUGGGAGAUGUGGCCGUUGUAUCUCAUUGGUUUGACCACCUACAUCCCCCCCUCGCCCCUCAACACCUAUAUGUCCUUCAUUUUGCGACAAAUGGGCUUUGGCGUCUUUGAAGCCAACUUGAUGGCCAUUCCGGCUCAGUUCAUGUUUGCCGUCAACUUGCUCAUCAUCACUUGGGUGUCCAAGCGAUUCAAAGAGAGGUCAAUCGUCUCCUCCAUCAGCAACAUUUGGAUGUUUCCCUUCUUCGUGGCCUUGGUCGCAUAUCCGAAUGCUUCUCCAUGGGCUCGCUAUGGAAUCAUGACUGGUCUUUUGUCCUACCCUUACUGCCACGCCAUUCUGGUCGGCUGGAACGCACGCAACAGCAACGCGGUCCGGACAAGAGCCGUGUCGGCUGCCCUUUACAAUAUGUUUGUCCAGAGCGGCAACAUCCUCGCCAGCAACAUUUACCGUGACGAGGAUAGGCCGUUUUACGUUCGUGGAAACCGGAUUCUGCUUGGUAUUGUCUGUUACAACAUUGUGCAGUUUUACUUUGUCAAAGCCUUUUACAUCUGGAGGAACAAGCUGAGGGACGCCAAAUGGAAUGAGCUCACACCGGAGCAACAGGAGGAUUAUACUCUCAACAGCGAGGACGAGGGCCUGAAAAGACUGGAUUUCCGGUUUGCUCACUGA